AUGAGCGAGUUUGAAGCCUCCCGUUGGCGACAGUAUGUGUUUAGUGAGUCAAGUACGGCUUUUUUGGCUGGGGGUGUAGCAGGUGCGGUCUCCAGAACAGUGGUUUCGCCUUUUGAGAGAGUGAAGAUCUUGUUGCAGGUGCAGAGCUCUACUCAGGCAUAUAACCAAGGAAUUUUUGGAGCAGUCAAGCAAAUUUACGUCGAAGAAGGAGUGCCCGGCCUGUUACGCGGUAACGGGCUUAAUUGCGUUCGUAUCUUUCCCUACAGCGCGGUGCAGUUUGUAGUGUACGAAUUUUGCAAGCGACAAUGGUUCAAAUCCAGAGUGGCUGAAGACGGUCCUAAACAGCUCUACGGCUGGCAGCGGCUGGUUGGCGGCGCCGCUUGUGGGUUCUCCAGUGUUCUCGCGACUUAUCCGCUAGAUCUGGUGCGCACUCGUCUAUCCAUCCAGACUGCCAACCUGGCGCGACUGAAGCACGCCGGCGCUACCAAACCACCCGGGGUUUGGAAGCUUCUCGUGAACACUUACACGCAAGAAGGCGGUCUUGCAGGUCUCUACCGCGGAUUUUGGCCCACCAGUAUCGGUGUGGUCCCCUAUGUGAGUUUAAAUUUCGCAGUUUAUGAACAGCUGCGCGAAUUGAUCCCCGUGAGCGUCGACCCCACAUGGGCCAGUCUCUGCAAGCUAUCAAUCGGUGCCGUCAGUGGCGGUGUUGCGCAAACUGUCACCUAUCCGUUCGAUCUGCUGAGACGGCGUUUCCAGGUGCUAGCAAUGAGCCAAAACGCACUGGGGUAUCGAUACACAGGUAUUCUCGACGCGCUGCGAACUAUAGGGCGUACCGAGGGCUUCAAGGGCUACUACAAGGGACUGACUGCCAACCUGUUCAAGGUCGUUCCGUCCACCGCAGUCAGCUGGGUGGUCUACGAGGCCGUUCGCGAUUUCAUGGAACAAAGCUGA
Messenger RNA from Lachancea meyersii CBS 8951, 951 nucleotides. NCBI's taxonomy places the organism in Eukaryota, Fungi, Ascomycota, Saccharomycetes, Saccharomycetales, Saccharomycetaceae. The record is from the annotation of a GenBank genome assembly.